Messenger RNA from Pelobates fuscus (common spadefoot toad), 2177 nucleotides. Its product is annotated as oocyte zinc finger protein XlCOF7.1-like. Lineage: Eukaryota; Metazoa; Chordata; Amphibia; Anura; Pelobatidae. The record is from RefSeq and is a predicted model, not a curated record. The transcript has a single exon. Gene Ontology annotation, molecular function: DNA-binding transcription factor activity, RNA polymerase II-specific; RNA polymerase II cis-regulatory region sequence-specific DNA binding. Gene Ontology annotation, biological process: regulation of transcription by RNA polymerase II. The coding region runs from base 1 to 2130 and encodes 709 amino acids.
AUGAAGAAAUAUAUUAAUAACAGAACCAAGUCUAAUUUUGAGAAAUCAAGUAUUUUGUCAGAUUCCUGUAUGUUCUCAAAGGAGAUGGUAAACAUAAACCCCAAACCUUUCUCGUCUUCUGAAUGUGAGAAAUCUUUUGUCACAAAUGCAGAGCUCGUCUGUCAUCAGAGCACUCACACAGGAGAGAAACCGUUCACAUGUUCUGAAUGUGGGAAAUGUUUUGUUAUCAAAGCGCAGCUUGUUCAUCAUCAGAGUACUCACACAGGAGAGAAACCGUUCUCAUGUUCUGAAUGUGGAAAAUGUUUUCGACAACGUUCAAAUCUUGUCAGUCAUCAGAGAACUCACACAGGAGAGAAACCGUUCACAUGUUCUGAAUGUGGAAAAUGUUUUGUCACAAAAGCAGAGCUCAUCUGUCAUCAGAGAACUCACACAGGAGAGAAACCGUUCUCAUGUUCUGAAUGUGGAAAAUGUUUUAGGCGACAAUCACAACUUGUCAUUCAUCAGAGAACACACACAGGAGAGAAACCGUUCUCAUGUUCUGAAUGUGGAAAAUGUUUUCGACAACGUUCAAAUCUUGUCAGUCAUCAGAGAACUCACACAGGAGAGAAACCGUUCACAUGUUCUGAAUGUGGAAAAUGUUUUGUCACAAAAGCAGAGCUCAUCUGUCAUCAGAGAACUCACACAGGAGAGAAACCGUUCUCAUGUUCUGAAUGUGGAAAAUGUUUUGGGCGACAAUCACAACUUGUCAUUCAUCAGAGAACACACACAGGAGAGAAACCGUUCACAUGUUCUGAAUGUGGAAAAUGUUUUGUCAUCAAAGCGCAGCUUGUUCAUCAUCGGAGAACUCACACAGGAGAGAAACCAUUCUCGUGUUCUGAAUGUGGAAAAUUUUUUGCCAGUAAAGCAGGGUUUGUCUGUCAUCAGAGAACUCACACAGGAGAGAAACCAUUCUUGUGUUCUGAAUGUGGAAAAUGUUUUGGGCAACAUUCACAUCUUGUCAGUCAUCAGAGAACACACACAGGAGAGAAACCGUUCUCAUGUUCUGAAUGUGGAAAAUGUUUUCGGCACCAUUCACAUCUUGUCCGUCAUCAGAGAACACACACAGGAGAGAAACCGUUCACAUGUUCUGAAUGUAGAAAAUGCUUUGUCACAAAUGCAGAGCUUGUCUGUCAUCAGAGAACUCACCCAGGAGAGAAAUCGUUCUCAUGUUCUGAAUGUGGAAAAUGUUUUGGGCGACAAUCACAACUUGUCAUUCAUCAGAGAACACACACAGGAGAGAAACUGUUCUCAUGUACUGAAUGUGGGAAAUGUUUUGCCAGUAAAGCAGGGUCUGUCUGUCAUCAAAGAACUCACACAGGAGAGAAACCGUUCUCAUGUACUGAAUGUGGAAAAUGUUUUGGGCGACAAUCACAACUUGUCAUUCAUCAGAGAACACACACAGGAGAGAAACCGUUCUCAUGUUCUGAAUGUGGAAAAUGUUUUGGGCGACAAUCACAACUUGUCAUUCAUCAGAGAACACACACAGGAGAGAAACCGUUCUCAUGUUCUGAAUGUGGAAAUAGUUUUAGGCAACACUCAAAUCUUGUCCGUCAUCAGAGAACUCACACAGGAGAGAAACCGUUUUCAUGUUCUGAAUGUAAAAAAUGUUUUGUCAUCAAUUCAAAGCUUGUUCAGCAUCAGAGAACUCACACAGGAGAGAAACCGUUCUCAUGUUCUGAAUGUGGAAAUAGUUUUGGGCAACAUUCAAAUCUUGUCCGUCAUCAGAGAACUCACACAGGAGAGAAACCGUUUUCAUGUUCUGAAUGUAAAAAAUGUUUUGUCAUCAAUUCGCAGCUUGUUCAGCAUCAGAGAACUCACACAGGAGAGAAACCGUUCUCAUGUUCUGAAUGUGGAAAAUGUUUUCGGCAUGAUUCAAAUCUUGUCCGUCAUCAGAGAACUCACACAGGAGAGAAACCGUUCUCAUGUUCUGAAUGUGGAAAUAGUUUUGGGCAACAUUCAAAUCUUGUCCGUCAUCAGAGAACUCACACAGGAGAGAAUCCUUUCUUAUGUAGUAAAUGUGGGAAAUGUUUUGCCAGUAAAUCAGAGCUUGUCUGUCAUCAAAGAACUCACACAGGUGAGGUGAUUUUAUAAUGCAUCUAUAGAUUAACAUAAGAAUAAAAUAUCUUGCAUUGUGAUUU